AUGGGGCGAGGGGGAAGGAAUACCAGCAAUUAUGGUUUUAGGAGUGUCACAUUCUUUGGCACUGAUUAUAGUUUCGUUUUCUCCAGGGAAAUAAAGACUUCGGAAAUGGUAGAACCAACUGUUCAGAGCGAACAAAUAGAGAAUGCACCCGUAUUGUUCUCGCAGGAAUGGUGUAUCUAUAGGGUUCCCAGCCAGCUCCGCAAUGUAGAUGAAGCAGCAUACACUCCUCAAACACUUUCAAUAGGGCCUUUCCACCAUGGAAAUCCAAAACUGAGGGACAUGGUGGCCCAUAAGAACAAAUAUUAUGAGUUGUUUUGCAGACGUUCUGGGAAAAGUGAGGAUGAGCUAAGGAGCUUCAUGAUGGAUCAUCGAGAAACAGUUCUAAAUUGUUAUGCCGGUACCAUUAAUUGUGACAUCGACUUUUUGAAACUCAUCCUAGUUGACGCCUGCUUCAUAAUUGAACUCUUUUUGACUAAUUCUGAACAAGAACAACAUUGUGCACAUUAUUAUAUACUGAGAUCACCGUGGCUGAGGAAAACGGUGGAGAGGGACCUGAUACUGUUGGAAAAUCAGCUUCCUUAUUUUCUUCUUCAAAAGCUAUAUGACUUUGCCAUACCUACCUUUCCCAAUGGCCAUCUUGGCAAUGGAGACCAAGCACAAGGACAUGCUCAUAAAGAUAGCACCAACAGUCAGCAAUGCUGCUUCCCUUGCUUCCGGCCCGGUGAUUUUCAAGAGAACCCCAUCCAAUCUGAACCUAUUCAACAUGGCUUUCUUGAACUUACCUGUAAGUUUUUUAAGGCAUACACUAAGGGAAAAUCUGUCAGGAAUGGAUUUGAGCCGAAACACUUCACUGAUUUGGUUAGACACUUUCUAUGUCCAUACAAGGAACUGUUGUGGGUAAAAAAUUAUGAUCAGCCCGUCAAAAUUAAAUACCAUGCAACAAAGCUGAAGGUUGCAGGAGUGAAGUUUGUGCCACUUAGAGAACCAUUUGUUAUAAAGGAAGACCCUGUGUUGACGUUUAACUCAGCAUGUUUGGCACAUAAGGAGUUGAAGCUUACAAGACUUUGGGCAGAGUAUGAGGCAGGAUGCAUUUUUCGAAACACCAUGGCCUUGGAACAACUUAUGUAUCCAGAAAAGCCUUAUAUUUGCAGUUAUUUUUCGCUGAUGAAUCAACUCAUUAACUCUGAGGAAGAUGUGGGUGUUCUGAUUGAGGAUGGAGUAAUCUUCAACUUGCUAGGCAGCAACAAAGCAGUGGUAAACAUGAUUAGUUCCUUGUGUGAGCAGAUUAAGGAGGAUCACUCCUGCUAUAGUGAGAUCUGUCAAGACCUUAAUAGUCAUUAUAAGACAGUUUGGUACCACCCCUUGGUUGGACAGUUGGGACCAGCUAAAUAUGUUCAGGUUGUUGACCCCUUGCUCUCGAGCCAGUUGGACUCCGGUGAUUAG
This is a messenger RNA of Rosa rugosa (rugosa rose), 1443 nucleotides long. RefSeq names its product UPF0481 protein At3g47200-like. The record is from RefSeq and is a predicted model, not a curated record. Bases 1 to 1443 code for a protein of 480 amino acids. The transcript is spliced from 3 exons. Lineage: Eukaryota; Viridiplantae; Streptophyta; Magnoliopsida; Rosales; Rosaceae.